AUCGAUGUCAAUUCUAUGAAUCACUUAUGUUCGCCAUUGCCACCACUUGACAGCGAAAGCGACAUUAAUGUGUGUUUCUUUGUCGCUUCCGCUGGUUCCACUCAUCCAUCAGCUACUGAUUGGUCGAACACUACGGUUGCACCGACAGGCCCCAGCACCACACGCGCCAGCCGAGUGGUCAGUGGGAAGCGAUGCUUGAAUACAGCACACACUACAGACAGCCCGCUCCGUCGUCCAAAUCCGAAGAUGCACUGGAGACACACCCAACAAUACAGCAUACUGAGUUGAUCAGCAGCACCCAUUAUGUGUUCUUCCUCGAGCGAAGGCCUGGCUGAUGCCAACCCACGCGACGAAGGGCUGGCUGCCAUCGUUCAGCACAACGGCGACUCGCAAGGACACCGUCAGUCAUACAGAAGGACGUACUGGUGGUGCACCCCUCGACAGCUGCGUGUGGCAUCCGUCUGAGCAGGGUGUGCAGGUGAUGCAUGACCUCAUUUCUGAUAAGUGACACACACAUGACACGCAAGAGACACAUAUGGCCACAAACAAAUACCAAAGAGACUCACGUAACGCACCUGCGAACCAAAUGGGCGAUGAACGACGACAUGGACAAAUAUUUUGUAUCCCAGCCAGGCAGCCACACCACAGCCGAUUGACAGCGAAUGCGGCUGCUGACCGGGGGGGCGUUUUCUUGUCGGUGCCGCUGGUAGAGGUGGUUGGCAGCGAGAGGCAAGUCAGGGUCUCUGAUGGCUCGGAGUAUGUCGCCAUGCUGGAACAGUUGGCCAAGCUCGUCACGCGACAUGUCCAU
Molecule: messenger RNA, 808 nt
Organism: Vitrella brassicaformis
Lineage: Eukaryota; Vitrellaceae
Source: the annotation of a GenBank genome assembly